AUGUUGAUAGUAUAUGUUGAUGACAUUGUUGUGACAGGUGAUGAUAUCACAGUUGCGAGACUCAAGAAGGGAAUUUUUCUGUCACAAAGGAAGUAUGUACUUGAUUUGCUUUAUGAAGUUGGGAAAUUUGGUUGUAAGCCUGCAGAAACUCCAAUUGAUCUUAACCACAAGUUGAGUUCUACUAAAGGAGAAGUUCUUCCAGACAGGGGGAUAUAUCAAAGAUUGGUAGGUCGUCUUCUGUAUCUCUGCUUGACUAGACUUGACAUAUCCUAUGCUGUUGGAGUGGUUAGCCAAUAUAUACAUGAACCCAGGACAUCUCAUAUGCAGGCAGUUAACAAAAUUUUAGCCUACCUGAAAGGAUGCCCUGGUAAAGGGAUGCUGUAUUCCAACCACGGCCAUCUAAAGAUUGAGGCUUACACAGAUGUUGAUUGGGCAGGGUCAAUUGAUGAUAAAAGAUCUACAUCUGGUUAUUAUGCCUUAGUGGGAGGCAAUUUGAUUUCGUGGAAAAGUAAAAAACAAUCUGUGGUUGUUCGUUCUAGUGCUGAGGCAAAGUAUAGGGCAAUGUCUCAUGAAGUGUCUGAACUACUCUGGUCGAAAACCUUAUUGACUGAGAUGGGCAUCCAAGCAGAUAUCCCAUGA
Molecule: messenger RNA, 639 nt
Organism: Nelumbo nucifera (sacred lotus)
Lineage: Eukaryota; Viridiplantae; Streptophyta; Magnoliopsida; Proteales; Nelumbonaceae
Source: RefSeq, a predicted model, not a curated record